AUGGCUGAUGAAAUCAAUCCUUUGCUGAAAAACAAUACUUGGACAUUGAUUCCCCCAUCUUCAUCUCAAAAUCUUGUUGGCUGCAAAUGGGUGUUCCGAGUAAAGCACAAUUCAUAUGGCAUUAUUGAACGUCACAAAGCGCGACUUGUGGCUAAAGGAUUUCAUCAACAACAAGGUAUAGACUACACUGAUACCUUUAGCUCUGUGAUUAAACCUACAACUAUUCGUGUUGUGCUUUCUCUUGUUGUAUCUCGAGGCUGGUCACUUUGUCAAUUGGACAUAAAGAACGCAUUCCUUCAUGGCUUUCUUAAAGAAGAUGUGUAUAUGACUCAACCACAGGGAUUCAUUGAACUAUCGCGGCCAUCUCAUGUUUGCAAGCUCAACAAGGCCAUCUACGGCCUCAAGCACGCUCCACGUGUGUGGUUUCACCGUAUGACAUGCUUCUUACUAUCAGUUGGCUUUGUUCAAAGUUUGGCUGAUUCAUCUCUGUUCGUUCACCAAUUCGGGAGUCAUACAAUUUAUUUUCUCCUCUAUGUUGAUGAUAUUGUAAUCACAAGUAAUGAUGAUAGACUUUUACAAAGUUUUAUUGAUGCAUUAGGUCGGGGCUUUGACAUCAAAGAUCUUGGAAAUCUACACUACUUUCUUGGUUUACAGGUUACAUCUCAAAAUAAAGGUGUUCAUAUCAGUCAACUCAAGUAUGCGUAUGAUCUCCUUCUGAAGCAUGAUAUGCUGCUUAGUAAACCAAUUAGUACUCCAAUGUCAGCAAAGGCUAUUCUCACUUCUAAUGAUGGUGACCUCCUUUCGAAUCCAUUGGUCUUUCGGGAAAUUGUUGGCUCCUUGCAGUAUUUGACAAUCACUCGUCUUGACAUUACCUUUACUGUUAAUUCUAUCACUCAGUUCAAGAGUCAGCCACGCACACCUCAUUUGAUUGCUGCCAAGCGCAUCCUUCGCUACAUCAAAGGCUCACUCAACAUCAUCCUACUUAUCUUGCUACCUAUGCUGAUGCUGAUUGGGCUUGCUGUCCAGACUCUUGUCGUUCAACGUCAGUGCUCUAAAAAGCAACUUACCGUUGCUCAUUCCAGUGCUGAGUCUGAGUAUCGCUCCCUUUCCCAUGCUAGUGCAGAGUCUACUUGGUUGGCUUACUUGCUUUAUGAACUUGGUGCUCGCAUUUAG
Molecule: messenger RNA, 1173 nt
Organism: Prunus armeniaca (apricot)
Lineage: Eukaryota; Viridiplantae; Streptophyta; Magnoliopsida; Rosales; Rosaceae
Source: the annotation of a GenBank genome assembly